AGAGCCGCCGCCGCCGCCCCCCCGCGCCCCUCCCGGCCCCCCCAGAGCACCAGCAGCCAUUUCAUCUCCACCACCACCACCACCAAGUAGGCGCAAAAAAUGGCAGAAAUGGAGAAAGAAGGGAGACCUCCCGAAAAUAAAAGGAGUAGGAAGCCGGCUCACCCGGUGAAGCGGGAGAUCAACGAGGAGAUGAAGAACUUUGCUGAAAACACUAUGAAUGAGCUCCUUGGCUGGUAUGGUUAUGAUAAGGUAGAACUGAAAGAUGGAGAAGAUAUUGAAUUCAGGAACUACUCAGCAGAUGGGGAAAGCCGCCAGCACAUUUCUGUUCUCAAAGAAAAUUCUUUGCCAAAACCAAAAUUACCUGAGGACAGUGUUAUUUCACCGUACAAUAUAAACCCAAGCUACCCAGGGCUUGCCACAGGAAAUGGACUAUCAGACUCACCAGCAGGGUCGAAGGAUCAUGGGAAUGUACCUAUUAUUGUCCCAUUAAUUCCACCACCUUUCAUAAAGCCACCAGCAGAAGAUGAUGUGUCAAAUGUACAAAUAAUGUGUGCCUGGUGCCAGAAAGUUGGAAUCAAGCGCUAUUCCCUGAGUAUGGGAAGUGAAGUGAAAUGCUUCUGCAGCGAGAAGUGCUUUGCAGCUUGCCGAAGAGCAUAUUUCAAGAGAAACAAGGCUAGAGAUGAAGAUGGACAUGCUGAAAAUUUUCCCCAGCAGCACUAUGCUAAGGAAACUCCAAGACUUGCCUUCAAGAAUAACUGCGAACUACUUGUAUGUGACUGGUGUAAGCACAUAAGACACACAAAAGAGUAUCUGGAUUUUGGGGACGGGGAAAGAAGGCUUCAGUUCUGCAGUGCAAAAUGUCUCAAUCAGUACAAAAUGGACAUUUUCUACAAAGAGACACAGGCCAAUCUUCCAGCUGGACUGUGCAGUACAUUACAUCCUCCAGUCGAAAAUAAAGCAGAAGGCACUGGGGUGCAGCUGCUGACUCCAGAUUCUUGGAAUAUACCGCUAGCAGAUGCUCGGAGAAAAGCCCCAUCCCCAGCGUCUGCAGCUGGCCAAAUUCAAGGCCCUGGACCAUCAGCGUCUACCACUGCCUCUCCGUCUGACACUGCCAACUGCUCUGUCACUAAAAUCCCCACGCCAGUUCCCAAACCUAUUCCCAUCAGUGAGAAUCCAAAUAUUCCACCAGUUUCUGUCCAGCCACCUGCUAGCAUUGUGCCUCCAAUUGGUGUCCCUCCUCGCAGUCCUCCCAUGGUGAUGACAAACCGUGGGCCAGUUCCUCUGCCCAUAUUCAUGGAACAGCAAAUUAUGCAGCAAAUCCGUCCACCAUUUAUUCGUGGGCCACCUCACCAUGCCUCAAAUCCUAACAGCCCUCUGUCCAAUCCAAUGAUUCCUGGAAUUGGUCCCCCACCAGGUGGUCCCAGAAAUAUGGGUCCCACCUCCAGCCCCAUGCACAGGCCAAUGCUUUCCCCCCAUAUCCAUCCCCCCACAACACCUACCAUGCCUGGGAAUCCUCCUGGCUUGUUGCCGCCUCCCCCUCCCGGAGCUCCUUUGCCCAGCCUUCCCUUCCCCCCUGUCAGCAUGAUGCCAAAUGGUCCUAUGCCUAUGCCACAGAUGAUGAACUUUGGAUUGCCAUCCCUUGCCCCACUGGUGCCACCCCCAACUCUACUAGUGCCAUAUCCUGUCAUUGUCCCUUUGCCCGUUCCCAUCCCCAUUCCCAUCCCCAUCCCUCACAUCAACGAUUCCAAACCCCCCAAUGGCUUCUCCAGCAAUGGCGAAAGCUUCAUUCCGAGUACCUCCAGCGAGACGCCUGGGGCAAAGCCAACCAAUAGCUCUUCAUCCCCUCGAGAGUCAAAGCAAGGAUCAUCCAAAUCCUCUGACUCAUCACCGAGCUGCUCAGGCCAGUCCCUUAAUCAAGCGAAAGUGCUUCAGGAGCACAGUAAAAAUGAAGUUGUUGAUUUGACUGUCAGACCUAGUAGUCCAGUGAACAGUAAAUUUGGUUUCCCCAGUGUGCUACAGGGUCCACAGGACGGUGUGAUAGACCUAACAGUAGGCCACCGGUCUAGGCUGCACAAUGUCAUCCACAGGGCUCUACAUGCCCAAGUGAAAGUUGAACGUGAACCUAACAGUGUUGUAAAUUUGGCUUUUGGUAGCUCAGACAAAAGGAACUGCAGUGACUGCAGGGACAACUGCAGCCCGGUUGACUCAAAAACGUUACCGUGCAGUGACGGAGCUCACUGCUGUCCCGUCUCCUUGGCCUCUGGCACGCCAGGACUGGAAGCUGGCGCAGCGGUGUGCAACGUCAUUGUGAAUGGCACAAAGAGCACAGAGGGUUCCAAGAACCCGGAGCCGCCCCAGGAGCCAAAAAAGCCCCAGUCCCCGGAGGAGCUGGCGGUGAGCGAGCUGGAGUCCGUUAAGGAGAACAACUGUGCGUCGAACUGCCACCUUGAGGGAGAUGCUGGCAAGAAGACUGGGGAGGAGCCCCUGGCUGGGGGAGACAAACAGGACCCAAACCUUAACAAUCCAGCAGACGAGGACCAUGCAUAUGCUUUGAGGAUGCUGCCCAAGACAGGUUGCGUGAUCCAGCCUGUGCCAAAACCAGCAGAAAAGACUGCUAUUGCGCCGUGCAUUAUCUCAACGCCAAUGCUCAGCACAGGGCCAGAGGAUCUGGAGCCACCAUUGAAAAGGAGGUGUCUCCGAAUUCGAAAUCAGAAUAAGUAAAGGAGCGCUCACUGACAGGGUACCUUGCAUGGAGAAAGGGAGCAGAGCAAACCACGUCACUCCACCGAAUGACACCAGCUGGUCCGCUCA
This is a messenger RNA of Vidua chalybeata, 2811 nucleotides long. RefSeq names its product sine oculis binding protein homolog (gene SOBP). Bases 100 to 2721 code for a protein of 873 amino acids. Lineage: Eukaryota; Metazoa; Chordata; Aves; Passeriformes; Viduidae. The record is from RefSeq and is a predicted model, not a curated record. Gene Ontology annotation, biological process: animal organ development. The transcript is spliced from 7 exons. Gene Ontology annotation, cellular component: nucleus.